UGUGUGCCACAGCGGGUUCUGCCAUAUAUAGAAUCAUUUAGAAGCAGUCUUCAUAAACAGUCAUUUGCAAGGGAUUUGUUUUAAUAGAUUUAAGUAUUUCAUCUGGAAGUUUAUGAAUAAGCAGCAGAAGCCAGUGCUAACAGGACAAAGGUUCAAAACCAGGAAAAGGGAUGAAAAAGAGAAGUUUGAGCCAACUGUGUUCAGAGACACCAUUAUUCAAGGCCUUAAUGACGCUGGGAAUGACUUGGAUGCAGUAGCCAAGUUUCUAGAUGUUACAGGAUCAAGACUAGAUUACCGCCGCUAUGCAGACACACUGUUUGAUAUCCUUAUUGCUGGCAGCAUGCUUGCCCCUGGAGGGACACGCAUUGAUGAUCAUGACAAAACCAAGGUGACCGAUUACUGUGUAUUUGCUGCCACUGAGGAUCACAGUACAAUUCGCAAUUAUGCUCAGGUGUUCAGUAAACUAAUCAGGAGAUACAAAUAUUUAGAAAAGGCUUUUGAAGAAGAAAUAAAAAAGCUUCUCCUAUUCCUCAAAGCCUUCACAGAACCAGAACAGAUGAAACUUGCAAUGCUCACUGGAAUUCUUUUAGCUAAUGGAACACUUCCUGCCAGUAUUUUAACAAGCCUGUUCAGUGAUGCCCUUGUCAAGGAAGGAAUUUCAGCAUCCUUUGCUGUCAAACUUUUCAAAGCCUGGAUAUCAGAAAAAGAUGCUGGUGCAGUCACAUCAUCUUUAAGAAAGGCCAAUUUGGACAAAAAGCUACUUGAACUAUUCCCUGCUAAUAAGCAGAAUGUGGAGCACUUUGCAAAGUACUUUAAUGAUGCUGGUUUAACCGAGCUCUCAGACUUUUUACGAGUGCAGAAGUCUCUGGGAACUAGGAAGGAGCUUCAGAAAGAUCUUCAAACACGUCUUUCUCAGGAAUGCCCUAUUAAGGAGAUUAUCCUUUAUGUUAAAGAAGAAAUGAAGAGAAAUGAUUUACAAGAACAUGCUAUAAUCGGUUUACUGUGGACUUGCAUAAUGAAUGCUGUUGAGUGGAAUAAGAAGGAAGAACUGGUUACAGAACAGGCUCUGAAACACCUAAAGCAAUAUGCUCCACUGCUUGCUGUGUUUACUACACAAGGCCAGUCAGAGCUCAUCCUUCUUCAGAAAGUUCAGGAAUACUGUUAUGACAACAUUCACUUCAUGAAAUCUUUUCACAAGAUUGUUGUUCUUUUUUAUAAAGCUGAUGUCCUAAGUGAGGAGGUUAUCUUGAAAUGGUACAAAGAAGCACAUGUAGCGAAAGGAAAAAGUGUGUUUUUGGAACAAAUGAAGACAUUUGUGGAAUGGCUUCAAAAUGCAGAAGAAGAAUCUGAAUCAGAAGGUGAAGACUAGGAUAAAAAGAACUUGUCACAAAGGCAAAUUCCACCCUAAAAUAUUUUUUAGAACUAAAACAAGGUUCCAUUGUAAGAAGAAAUGAAAUGUGGACUGAGGCAUCAAAAGUUUUCUCUGGUCCACUGCAGUCUUUUUACAAUAAUCUUUUUUUGAAAAGCCAUUCAUGAAAGAGCCAUAUGAAGAAAUAUUUCAAUGUAUAUGGACACUUGGUACUUUAGUACUUAGCACCGUAAAGUUUAGUGUUUUUUUAAUUAGUAGCACAUUUUGUUUCUAUUUACAAGCCAGUGCUUUUUGUUCUUAUUUAUAAAUAUUUUGACCAGUAUUUUUGUUCUCCCAGAUUGCAUUUUUUUAUUUCCAAUAAACUGAUUUUUAUAUAAUGUAUUCAGUAAAGAGUUUCCUUAACAUUUCAUAUUCAUAAUAUUCUUAAAACAGCAAAAAAUGUAUUAUGAUUUGAAGUUGUUACCAACAAAACUUUUUAUAAGGGUUUCUGGUAACUUUAUAGAGGUUAGAAUGUAAACCAGGGACAAGCAGUCUGGCACUUGAUUCAAUCACAUAAUUCAGGGCAAAAGUAGCCAAAUGGAGACUUUAAGUUCCCAUUUUUAAAGUUCUAAACAUGCCAAUAUGGGACUUGUUUAAUUCUGCACAUAUGAUGAGCUUGUGGAACUAGACUUUCCUGCUGACAUGCCGUAUUAUAAGAAGUUUUAUCAAAUUAAUUUCCUUUGUAUAGGAGGUGCAUUUAGAAAGGUGACUGAUGUGGAGUGAAAUGAUGUCUGUCACUGUUGUCUUUAAACAAAUGCAGCAACUAGAUGGUAGUAACUGUCAAGAAUUCCAGGUAAAUUAAACUAUAUUCCAGUAGGCACAUCAAAAUUUCACUUUUUGUGUUAAGGUGAAUGUAAAACUUGCAUUUUAGCUUCAGUGAAAACUCAAUUCCUGUACAGUUUUUAUAGUUUAAAUCUUCUGGUUAGCCUGAAGGUACAAAUGGUUUUAGUUUUAUUCAAUUUUAUAUACUGUAGUACUUGAACAUGUUUGAAUGUAUGUAUUCUGUAAUGAAACCCAUGUUUUCUCAGUACUGGUGGGUGUUUGUAAUUUACAAAAUGUGUAUAUGUAGAAAUACACUUAAAGCACUAAUGUAAACCUGUAACCAUUGACCAGUCUGAAACAAUACAGCAGAACAAAUUACUAUACAGAGAGAUAUAGGGAUCCUUAAAGUUUAUUUCUGAAUGAAACAUACAAUUCAAUAUGGUUGUUUUUAAAACCAACAAUUCAGGUAAACCUUGAAUAAAUACUGUAAACUAAAGGAGCGAAGCUAGUCUCUUAAUUAUGGAGGUGAGGAAAUAAUGCUGUGUGUGCACAAUGGUUAAUACUGUAUCUAAAUAUGGUUUCAGAUGUAAAAACCAGCCUAUAAUAUGAUGAAUGUAAAACAAGGCGGGUGGGCGUCUGUGCAUGGCUAGGUUUUAAAAUAAAGUUCUGAAUUUGAGAUCA
Messenger RNA from Polypterus senegalus (gray bichir), 2851 nucleotides. It is a transcript of the gene bzw2, whose product is annotated as basic leucine zipper and W2 domains 2. Lineage: Eukaryota; Metazoa; Chordata; Cladistia; Polypteriformes; Polypteridae. The transcript has 12 exons. Gene Ontology annotation, molecular function: protein binding. Gene Ontology annotation, cellular component: membrane; cytoplasm. The record is from RefSeq and is a predicted model, not a curated record. Bases 113 to 1369 code for a protein of 418 amino acids.